Messenger RNA from Cuculus canorus (common cuckoo), 4249 nucleotides. RefSeq names its product netrin G1 (gene NTNG1). Gene Ontology annotation, molecular function: cell-cell adhesion mediator activity. The transcript is spliced from 10 exons. Bases 789 to 2525 code for a protein of 578 amino acids. NCBI's taxonomy places the organism in Eukaryota, Metazoa, Chordata, Aves, Cuculiformes, Cuculidae. The record is from RefSeq and is a predicted model, not a curated record.
GGGGUAGCCGCCGCCGCCCCGCUCGCCGCCAGUCGCGGGGAGGUCGCUCCGAAGUGAGGAGGAGCCGCCGCCGCCGCCCGAAGUUUGCCCGGAGAGCCGCGCGCCCCGGAGCGGCGGGGGAGCGGGGGGAGGCCGGACGGGCAGCGCCCGCGGCGAUGCUCUGCGCGCACCGCCCCUCCGGAGCACCGCGGCCCCGCGCCCGCCCCGCCGCCGCGCCCCGCCAAACUUCGACGCCGACAAGUGCCUCGGGCCGGCGGCGGCCGCCCCCGCGCGCGGCUCUGCCGAGGGAAGCGGCGGCAGCGCCGAGGGAGCCCCCCGCGCCCGCGGGUGCUGGUGCCAGAGGAAAAGAAUGAUUGAUGGGAAACAGACACCAGCCUGUAGACGCUCAUCCUUUUGCUUCAGAUACCGAUUUAUCAGUGCAGCUGGGCAUCUCCUGCAAGCCCUGAACACGGAGAAUCACUCAGGGUUAUCGACAGUGUAGCUCAAGAUCCACGACUUCACAAAUUAUUAUCCGCUAUUGGACAUCUUUUACAAGAAGCCCUGACAGAUAAGUUAAAAAACAAAGGACAAGCGCUGCAUUGCUGUGAAAGGCUGUCAUCGGGGUCUGGCUGGCUUCUACCAAAGUCUUCAACUUAGUGAAACAAACACCCUAUCCUAAUGCUUCACAUUUGAGUCGAAACCUAUUUUAUGAAAUAUAUACAUGUAUAUGUACAUAUAUGUGUAAUCUAUAAACUGCACGUACACCGGUACCGAACAUCCUUACAAAGGUGACGUAAAAGGAUUUAGAAAUGUAUUUGUCAAGAUUCCUGUCACUUCACGCCCUCUGGGUUACCGUGUCCUCCAUGAUGCAGCACUACCCUUCCGUGUGGGGACACUAUGACGUGUGUAAGACUCAGAUUUACACAGAAGAGGGAAAAGUAUGGGAUUACAUGGCCUGCCAGCCGGAAGCCAGAGACAUGAUCAAAUAUGUAAAAGUGACUCUGGAUCCCCCUGACAUAACGUGUGGAGAUCCUCCUGAGACUUUCUGUGCAAUGGGGAAUCCAUACAUGUGCAAUAAUGAAUGUGAUGCAAGUACCCAAGAACUGGCUCAUCCUCCAGAACUGAUGUUCGAUCUCGAAGGAAGACAUCCUUCCACAUUUUGGCAGUCCACAACUUGGAAGGAAUAUCCAAAGCCCCUUCAUGUUAAUAUUACACUUUCCUGGAACAAAACCAUUGAGCUGACAGAUAACAUAGUUAUCACUUUUGAAUCUGGCCGUCCAGACCAAAUGAUCCUGGAGAAAUCACUGGACUAUGGACGAACAUGGCAGCCCUACCAAUAUUAUGCCACAGACUGCUUAGAUGCUUUCCACAUGGAUCCAAAAUCAGUGAGGGAUUUAUCUCAGCAGACAGUCCUAGAAAUCAUUUGCACAGAGGAAUACUCUACUGGAUACAUGACAAAUAGUAAGAUAAUCCACUUUGAAAUCAAAGAUAGAUUUGCUUUUUUUGCUGGACCUCGACUACAUAACAUGGCUUCUCUUUAUGGACAGCUUGACACAACCAAGAAGUUAAGAGAUUUCUUUACCAUCACAGAUCUGAGGAUAAGACUGCUUAGGCCAGCAACUGGAGAAAUAUAUGUAGAUGAGCAACACCUGGCACGCUACUUUUAUGCAAUUUCAGACAUAAGGGUAUACGGAAGGUGUAAGUGCAACCUUCAUGCUACUGGCUGUAAAGAAGAAAACAAAAGACUACUUUGUGAAUGUGAGCACAACACAACUGGCCCAGACUGUGGAAAAUGCAAGAAGAAUUACCAGGGCCGACCGUGGAGCCCUGGUUCUUAUCUGCCUAUACCUAAAGGCACUGCUAAUAUCUGUAUACCCAGUAUUUCCAGUAUUGGUAAUCCUCCAAAGUUUGAUAGGAUAUGGCCGAAUAUUUCUUCCCUUGAGGUUUCUAAACCAAACCAAGUUGCUCCCAAAUUAGCUAUGUCAACUGUUUCUUCUGUUCAAGUUGCAAACCACAAGAGAGACUGUGAAUGCUUCGGGCACUCCAACCGGUGCAGUUACAUCGAGCUGCUCAAUACGGUCAUUUGCGUGAGCUGUAAGCACAACACUAGAGGUCAGCACUGUGAGUUAUGCAGGUUGGGCUACUUCAGAAAUGCUUCUGCAGAGCUGGACGAUGAAAAUGUGUGCAUAGACUGUUAUUGUAACCCUUUUGGUUCAGUCCAUGAUCGCUGUAAUGACAGAGGAUUUUGUGAGUGUAAGGAGGGAACAUCAGGGCCUAAAUGUGAUAAAUGUCUGCCGGGAUAUAUUUGGCACAGCUUGGGCUGUCAACCAAACGUAUGUGACAAUGAACUACUGCAUUGCCAGAACGGAGGAACAUGCAUCAACAAUGUGCGAUGCCAGUGCCCUCCGGCUUAUACUGGCAUUUUAUGCGAGAAGUUGAAGUGUGAAAGAGAUCCAGGAGGCUGCAGCCACAACUCUGGCCGGGGGGCAAUAUCACACGGGUCUCUGUUACUGCUGACUGCUCUAGUAGGACUGUGCGUGUGCUAGACUCCGUAUGGUUGAUGGCAUCACAUUCAGACUGCUUCAGAUUAACGUGCCACAUGAAAACAAAACCGAAAUCCAAGCGUUUGCUACUGAAAUUUAGGAAGGGAAAAAAAAAAAGAGAGGAAAACACAACCCCAUACAAACUAAGGAGGCCUAACUGAACUAAGCCAUAUCGAUCAGUUACGGACUGGGCUCUGAGUCAAGACUCUUCACCUCUGACUUGAGGCAAGUCGGCAGCUGCCUGUUCUGUCAAAUCAGCGCUCGCUGCAAAGCUCACACAGGACUGAAAUGGCUGUGGCAGCCCCCAGAAUGGGAAGAGAAUUUAGAAGACACUUGCUACUCCUCUCUGGUGCGCUACUGUACCUCCGCCCAGUGUGUGGACCGACCAAAUAAAGGCAUUCUUUGCUGUCAGUGCAUUGUGGGUAUAAGGAAAUCUGUCAAAGCUGCCAUAUUGGCUCGCUUCAGUCCCCGAAUCCUUUCCAACCUGUGCUUUAGUGAACGUUGCUCUGUAACCCUUGUUGGUUGAAAGAUUUCUUUGUCUGAUGUUAGUGAUGCACAUGUGUAACAGCCCCCUCAAUAAAACUCGAGCCGGUCAUAUCCUUGUAUACCUUAGCAGCACUGCAUCAGUAAGAUGCUGUGUUCACCUACUGUACAAGAGUGGCUAUAGGACAAAAAGUGUAUUUAUCCUUUUGUAUUCAAAUGAAGUUAUUUUUCUUGAAAUAAUGUACAAUGUAGAUUUUUUGUAUUAUUGCCUAUUUGUGUUACCAGACAAUUUGUUAAUGUAUUUAAUUCUGAUCAGAUAAGAGAAAAAUAUUACUUUUUAUUUAGUCCUUUUCUUUUUCCUUUCAUUUAAUUGUGCAGAGAUUUCUCUGUAUGGGCAACGUGCUGGCAUCAAAGAAUAUCAGUUUACAUAUAUAACGAGUGUAAUAAGAUUCCACCAAAGGACAUUCUAAAUGUUUUCUUGUUGCUUUAACACUGGAAAAUUUCAAAGAAUAAAAAUUCCUGCAUAAACAGUUCCAGCAUGCCGUAUUGCUAUUUCUUUAGGCCUUUUUAGAAAACAAACAAAAAGAUUGAUCAUUUUCCCAUCUAGUACGUGGAAGAAAAACAGGUUCAACAAUGGAAAUUACAUCAUAACAAUCUAAUCUGGUUUUACUUUUACUACUACCAUUAUUUUUGAAAACCAUGUUAAACUUAAAGGAUAUCAUUUGUUUGAGGAAAAUUUCGUCAGAUCCUAAGCUUGGACAAGGUAUGAAAAGUUGAAUAGUUCCCAUCUUUGUUCUCUUCAUUUGUCACAAAAAUUAUUCUAAGGCUAAUUUACAUGGUAUUACAGGAACUAGUCUUUAAUUCAUACCAUUUUUGUGAAUUCUGGCGGUAACGAAGUAGAUAUAGCCACAGCUUAUGUCAUUUUUCCAAAAGCUUCAUUAAAAUGAUAUGUUUAUAUAUGUACUACUCUGCCUAAGGAACUGCAAAAACAGCAGCAAUCACAAAAAAAGCUAAAAUUUAACUUUUCAUAAAGUCAAAUAUAAUAUUUAGGAGGACUGUCAAAAUAUACAGCAGCAAGUAGAUAAAAAGUGCUGCUCCAGCAAAUAGUUUGUUUCAAGUAUUGCCCAAGGUGUAAUAAAUUCGUGUUUCUGCCUUUUAUUAGACCAAUUACUGAGCGUGACAGAAAAGGAGAGCAAGAACAGAGAGGCAAGCCAAAACCACAGCAGUGUUUCAAAGUCAUGCAG